UUAGCCUGAAAAGAACCAAUAAUUGCCAACCACAAAUCCUGGAAAUGAUGUUCACUCGACGAACUUGGGUUACUGCUACUAAACGACUGGCAAUUUUAUAUACUCUUCCCUUCCUGUACAUCAGUUUUUACAGACAUUUUUAUAUGAAUCGCAAGGAUGAGGGUGUUGGUGUAGAUGUGAGAGAGAACAUCAACACUUGGAUAAAUCAUCUGUGUCCAAAGUAUUCCAUAAUUAACACCGUCAACAAAACUCUCAACUGGCGGCCGCUCACCCCAAACACCAUUUUCUUUACUGAAACUUCCUGUGCCCUCAAGUUCUCCCCCAAGAAGGCAUGUGCCGUGGAGAGCGCCGCCCAUCACCACCCACACCGACCUGUCCUGCUGUUGGUGACCGCCCCUGCCAUACUUCACCCACAACCACUACUUCAGUUGGUGGAAGAGCUAGAGAAUGUGGAGUUGGCUUACCUGGAUCUGGACCAGGUCUUCAGUGAAACUCCACUCAAGUCAUGGCAUGAUCAACGUUUCUGGCUCUACAAUGAAGGACGAGUAGCCAACUUCCUCAGUGACGCAGCGCGUGCAGAGCUGUUGCGACGCUAUGGAGGGACCUACCUUGACCUGGACGCCUUGACCUUGUGACCUCUCCCUCACCUUCAUACCUACGUAGGUAGGAUGGAUACCGAAGGGAUAAACUGCGGCAUCUUGAGCUUCCCACCACGACACCCCUUAAUCCAGGGAGUUGUCGAUGACAUACCACGAGUGUUCGAUCCCAACAAUUACAACAGUAUCGGUCCUGCUCUCAUCACUACCCACCUGCAUCAACUGUGUCCUGAGAACUUCGCUACUCCCAGGAACAUCAACAGUACAGUAAUAGACACUUGCCACGGCAUCACCAUCUACCCGAGCAGUGCCUUCACUCCUGUUCUCGCGAUACCUCCCUUCACUGAGUUACAUAAAGUCUUCUUAAAUGGCGAGGGACUUGGAGUCAAGUUCGUGGAGUCAACAGAUUCCUACUCACUCCAUCUUUUCAGCUCUUUUACAGAACUGGAGGCGAUGAUUCUUGGAGGAGAUUCCAUCCUGGAGGAAGUGGCCAAGAAGAAUUGCCCAAGGGUGUAUCACUUUCUUUUUACCCAUAACAUGAAGCUCUGAAUGAUGAUUGGCUUUCCUGCAAAGUAAUGAGUGAUAUUUUCGUGCUAGUAAUACGUAAAUUAGGUUAAAUUAGUUCUCCCUCUUCUUUAAUCAAAGUGGCUACUUUCCUAUUUAUGUUGAAAAUGUAUAAUAUACCGACAAGUUAAUGAGUAAGACACAUGUGCAACAGUUGAGUAUUUUUAUUGUUGAAACGUUUCGUCUACACAGUAGGCGUCUUAAGUCAACUACAGAGGCAGCAAGUGUAGCAGUGAAACGAUGAUGAUGUAAUCAGUCUAUCAACUAAAGUUGAUAGACUGAUGUAACUUUCCUAUUUAAUUUUUGAUGUUACAUUUUGUCGAAUAGUUAAGAACAACAAAUAGUUAAUUUAAUUAAGGUUUUAGUUUGGUAUGCAUAUAAAUAAUGAAAGAAAUCGAUAUAAAGAAUGCAAUUAACUUUAUAUUGAUUUUUUCAAUAUUUUGUGAUUAACUGCCAUAUUAUUGAGGAAUAAAGCUAUGUAAUAUAUAAAAGUAUCUUAUUAAUACAAAUAAGACACCAGGACUUCUGAUGAAUUAUUCUAACAUACUUGUAACAAAUAAACCAGUUGUACACAAAUAUGAAUAUACUGGAGGUCGCCAAUUUUCUUUUCCACCAUCUAAAGCCUAGUUUCAGCCACAGUCUGGAUAUACACC
This is a messenger RNA of Cherax quadricarinatus, 1813 nucleotides long. The record is from RefSeq and is a predicted model, not a curated record. Lineage: Eukaryota; Metazoa; Arthropoda; Malacostraca; Decapoda; Parastacidae.